AUGAGAUGCGACGCGCAAAAACCCUGUUCGACUUGCGUGAAAUCUCAUCGCUUUGCGGCCUUUGGAAAUCCAGAUCUGUUGCAGGUAGAACCAGAGUGCACGUAUGACAACAUUGUUUCGGAAGGCAAUGUCGUUAAGCACCGUACCAAGUACCAGGUUUGGAGGGCAGAAUACCGAACACAAUCGACCGUGCCACUGCCCAACGAUUCUGAACAGCAGCUUACUAUAUCCGGUUGGCCAAUUCGUUUGCCCAAGCCCGACCUUUUCUAUCAUCUUGUGGACGUCUUCUUCACCAGCUAUCCUCACGCGCACUACAUAUCCAUCGGCCCAGCUUCAUGCUCUCGCUCGCGCUCUCGCCCAAGUCGCCUGAUUUCCCAUGUGUCCCUCCUCCACGCCAUCUGUGCCUAUGCUGGUGUAUUUUCCUAUCUUAUAGAGCCCCCGCCCGCCGGAGACCUUGAAAAAAUAUAUCGCGACUUUAUUUUCGGCGAUCGUCGGCGGCCCGAUACAAGGGAAAUAUCAUUUGCUGAGAUGCACACGCAGUGGGCCGAGGAAGCCAUCGAACAAGCCAUGGCUAUGGGCUUCAAUUUACUGAAUGGCCGCUGGGUAGAGUUGUGGUCGACGUUGGGUGAUGUCCUGAGAGUUGCCGUACCCCUGGGUUUGAACUCUCGUACUGGAUUUCGUGGCGACGGAACGGCUCAUUUGUCGGAAACCCCCGAGACUCUUCUUCCUGACCCGACCAACUGUGUGGAAGAGGAAACACGGGUGAACCUGUUUUGGGUAGCGUAUGCAAACGAGCGGCUUUCUGAAUCCCCAGGGUCUUGGGCUAUGUGUCUGGAUGAUCAAGAUAUUCAUCAAGUUGUACCAGGGGACUUACUCCAUUUCGAAGCAGGGCACGAUAUUCAAGGGGAAAGACAGACACUAGAAUCACCUGAUUUACUCAUUCGGCAUUUUCCUGAGCAUAGUGAUGGAUUCACCUUGUAUAUCAAAGCUACUAUUCUCGUCUCCAAGGUCAAGUCCUUCAACCUGAGAAUACGGUUCAAGUACCCCAAGGCAACUGAUCUGCGAGAACUCGUAGAGUUCCAAGAAUUGGAGCAAUCAGUUGCUUCGUUUAGAAAAUUCCUUCCCCAGCGUUAUAACAGCCCGAUUAUUCAGUCCGGGAGAGGACUCGACAUUCAUGUAUAUACCGCCCAUCUGAUAUUCCAAUUCGCAAUGAUCUUGCUGCAUGACAAGCACGCAAACUUGUACUCCCCGAAUUGCCAGUCUGCGCACAGAAUAAUAGCGGCAGCUCGAACCAUCGUUGAGCUAUUAUAUGCCAUUUCCUCGACAAGCUAUGAUAUCACUCGACUUCCCCCAAUAUGCGUGCAAUGCUGGGGAAGAGCGGCAUCGGUUCUGAUUCGGUUAUACAAACUUGAAACCAGUAGAGGAAACCAGGAAGAAGCAAUGACUAUCGCCUUGAAAUUCAGUCUAUCAGGCGCGAACCAAUUGGCUGCAUGUAUUUCGGUCACAAUAGCUAAUUAUUUUUCAAAAGCGCUUGAUUUCGAACUCGAGGCAAGUGGAUUAAGAAUUGAAACAGAGGCUUAUUCUAAACGGGUUCCUCGUAGACUGAAUGUUCCCAAAUUGUCCGAGUCUAUAGUAUCUCUCAACAAGGCCCCUCGGAACUCAAUGAAAAUUCGAGAGUCACUCCAGCAACCAAUGUAG
Rhizoctonia solani is the source of this 1698-nucleotide messenger RNA. Its product is annotated as Fungal specific transcription factor domain. NCBI's taxonomy places the organism in Eukaryota, Fungi, Basidiomycota, Agaricomycetes, Cantharellales, Ceratobasidiaceae. The record is from RefSeq and is a predicted model, not a curated record. The coding region runs from base 1 to 1698 and encodes 565 amino acids. The transcript is spliced from 16 exons. Gene Ontology annotation, cellular component: nucleus.